This is a messenger RNA of Closterium sp. Naga37s-1, 1278 nucleotides long. NCBI's taxonomy places the organism in Eukaryota, Viridiplantae, Streptophyta, Zygnematophyceae, Desmidiales, Closteriaceae. The record is from the annotation of a GenBank genome assembly.
AUGAAGCCGUCCGGAGGAGCCGCUUCGCUGAGCAAGAGCCACUCUCUCUCCUCACACGAUGCUUCCGAAAAGUUUCAACAACACGCGCAAAAUCCUUCCCGCGUCGUCCUCCAUCCCCCGAGAGUGAAGCAGUCAGGAGCAGCCGCGUCGCUGAGCAAAAGCCACUCCAUCUCUUCGUUUAUCGUGCUGGAUGCCCCCUCCCUUCACAAUAGUCACAGCAAGUAUAAGCACGAUCGGGGUCCGUCGUGGUCUCUCCUCGUCCUUGCCUGUGCGCUCACCGCAAUAGUCUCCAGCCUCGCUGGGUCCUACACUUCGUACGCGUUAACGAGGAAUUCGUUACAGUUCACGGAUAUUUCCGUAGCGGCUUACUCGACUAACUCCUUCGACCCCACCGUUGGACUGUCCACUGUCACUCCUCCUGCCGUCAAAACAGCCGGGAAAGCCGCCGUUGAAUCCGCUGUCACCCGUUCCAGCCAGGCCAGAGGAGAUCAGCGGGCAGAAGACGACGCGGUGCCGCUGUACUCGCCAAAAGCGUUCCUGUUAUCGCGCUACGCGGACCUCAUCGGACCGAGCAGUCGCGGACGCGACGCCGGCGUUGGAAGCGGAAAUGGCGGCGGGAAUCACGAGCCUGAGUGGAUUCGUCGGCUCGUUGAGUCCGCAAAAGUUAACGACAGUCUUUUCGGACAGCAGAGGGCGAGCGCGGUGCCAGUCGCAGCCGCGAAAGACGGGCAGAAGCAGAACGAGUCCAUGGUUGUUCUUGUAACGGGGGCUGCCGGAUUUAUCGGGUCGCAUCUCGCGCUGGCUCUUAAAAAGGAGGGUCACGGGGUGGUGGGUCUGGACAAUUUUAACAACUACUAUGAUACUACACUGAAGGAGGCGCGCGCGGCGCGGCUCUGGUCUGCGGGCAUUGAGAUUAUUCGCGGUGACUUAAACAACGGCACGCUUCUCGACGCGCUGUUCGCUACAGUCACAUUCACCCACGUGGCACAUAUGGCGGCGCAAGCGGGGGUUCGGUACGCGUUGGAGAAUCCGAAAUCCUAUGUGGACAGCAACGUCGCAGGAUUCGUGAAUCUGCUGGAGAGGUGUCGCAGGGUGCCUGUGCGACAGCCUGCGAUCGUCUGGGCGUCGUCCAGCAGCGUGUACGGCGUGAAUCGCGAGGGUUUCCACAUUCCCCCCUUCUUCCCCCUUUUCCCCCCCACCCUCUUCUACCCCCUACUCCCCCCCCACCCUCACCCCCCCCCCUCCCCCACCCCCCCAUUCCCCCUCGUAUGUUUCUGA